CUGAACCCACUCUGUAUUUUGUCUCAAAUCAAACUAUAAGCCUCAGAACAGAACAAAACAGAAGAUGUCUCUGUUUUCAACACCAACAAUAUUCUCACUCACUCUCGUCCCAUUCAUUCAUCUCUCUCUCUCUCGUCCCAUUCAUUCAUCUCUCUCUCUCUCUCUCUCUCUCUUCUUUCUUUCCCAUAAAUAAAUCCAUUCCAUUCGCCCCACUACACUCAUAACCUAAACCCCACACACAUCACACUAUUCUUAUACUAUUAUUACAUAACAAUUCAUCAACACAAACCCCACUUUCAUUUUACACUUUUCAAACUAUAACUUCUUUACUCACUCUCUCAUAACUAUACAAUGCCUUCCUCUGACUCCGGUGACAGCCGCCGAUCAACUAAACCUCAGAAUCGCCCCGGUGCACCGGUGCCGGAACAAGAGAAUCUCCCAUGUCCUCGUUGCGAUUCAACUAACACAAAGUUCUGCUACUACAACAACUACAAUUACUCUCAGCCACGCCACUUUUGCAAGGCUUGCCGCCGAUAUUGGACUCAAGGCGGCACUCUCCGGGACAUCCCCGUCGGAGGAGGUAACCGGAAAAACGCCAAACGUUCCCGCACUCAUCACGUUGCUGUUACCUCCUCGUCUUCUGUGACUUCGGCGCCGGAGCAUCAUUUUCAAUCGAUGGCGCCGAUCUCUGCCGCACAAGGAGGUUCCUUACCGUUCGGAGGUGGAAUUGACGGUGAAGGGAAACAGAAUGUGAGUGGUUGUGGGAGUUUCACUUCGUUGCUGAACAACAACGUUCAAAACUCUGGAUUUCUGGCUUUAGGUGGAUUUGGGCUUGGAGAAAUGGGCUUUGGGAUUGGGCGAGCGGGUUGGGGUUUUCCGGGAAUGGUGGAUGGGUCGAACAUGGGCGUGUCUUCUGGGAUUGGAAACACGUGGCAGUUAGAAGGCGGUGAAGGUGGAUUUGUUGGUGCUGCCGACUGUUUCUCUUGGCCUGGACUUGCAAUUUCAACACCGGGAAAUGUUCUUAAAUGAAACUCAUUCUAAUUUUUAUUAUUUUUUUUUUUAAUUUUUGGUUUCAAUGGAGGGUGCUCUGUUGUUUCUAGUUUUUUUUUUUUUUUUGGUAUGGCGUGUUUAAGUGAAUCUUGGGUAUAAUCAUCACUACCAUCGUAGUACACCUAUGACUUUUUUUUUUUUUGUUUAUGUUUUUCUUCAAAUCCUCUCUUGUCUUGUGUAUGUUUACCGGAUUAAUUAAUGGUGUUUUAUUACUAAGCA
This is a messenger RNA of Cicer arietinum (chickpea), 1269 nucleotides long. Its product is annotated as dof zinc finger protein DOF3.4-like. Gene Ontology annotation, biological process: regulation of DNA-templated transcription. Gene Ontology annotation, molecular function: DNA-binding transcription factor activity; DNA binding. The record is from RefSeq and is a predicted model, not a curated record. NCBI's taxonomy places the organism in Eukaryota, Viridiplantae, Streptophyta, Magnoliopsida, Fabales, Fabaceae.